Oppiella nova is the source of this 2628-nucleotide messenger RNA. The record is from the annotation of a GenBank genome assembly. Lineage: Eukaryota; Metazoa; Arthropoda; Arachnida; Sarcoptiformes; Oppiidae.
AUGGCAAACCGAUUAUGUAUCGAUCGCUACAAUAAUCGCGAGACAACCGCCAAGAGUAGCGAUGACUCGAGCGGCACAUCCACGCUCUCCACCCAAACGUUGGGCCGUCUGUCCAAAAAGCCGGACCCCAUAUCAUUGGCACUGAAGGGCUCACUAUUGAACGCAUCGUCGCACAGGUCUUCGUUACCAGAGAUACCACUGUCUCCUCGAGAGAAAGAGAUUCUCGAGACUACAAACUUUCCGAUCCCACCGCCCGUCCCCUAUCGCACAGCACACGCCGACCGUCUCAAUCAUUCUCUCUCAUCAGAUGAUGUCCUCAACAACUCAUCUAAUGAUGUCUUUGACGGACCGAUGAAGGCUCCGCCAAAGCCACCCCUUCCUGUUAUCGACGGGCGGCCUCUCUCAGUGUCCGAUAUACUAGAGUUUGGCGAAGAAGAGGGCGUUCCGCCGCCUCUUCCUCCCAAACGGUUUCCCCGACCCGAGAAAGUCCUGUAUUCGCAGACAUCGUUUGAUUGGUCCCAAACGUGUCAGUCAUCCAAUUGCACGUCAAACUGCAAUAGUGUUGACUCGUGUCUCAACUACUCGGGUCUCAGCCAUCUGUCAGCUGACGAUCUCCUGUCGAUAUCCAGAAGUGACGCCAACUCUGAUUAUCGACGCUUUCGGUCGCAACUGAACUCAUAUAACACCACCUCUUCUGAAGAGAAUAAGAGCACGAAUUCAUUUAAUUUCAGUCAUCGCUAUGAAUACAAGAGUUCUGUCACACAAACCAAGACUCAAACCAUUCAUUCGGUGAACAAUGAAUCCAAAGACAGUCUCACGUUUUCGUUGAGUUCUCCGCCCUUUCAUUCGUAUCGAAUGGAUAGUCUGAUCGACAAAAUGAGGACAUUUAGUACCGGCGAAGACACAGUGGACGGCGAUACUCCUCCUCAGUUACCCGUCAAGAUGAGACCAAAGCUAAGUCUGUCUAACAUUCAAAACAUAUUAGAUUCCAAACCAAUGCGUCCGUUGUCUGAAUACGACAAUAUCAUCGGAACUCCAGAUUCUAGUCAUUUGAGUCACAACUGCGGGCAUGACAUCAUCCAAAGGCUACCAAAUAAUCAAAUAAACAUUUAUUGUCUUCAACCGAAUUCAUGUCCACAUUCGAGCUCAUGUCCACAUUUCAUGAACAACGCGCCCACUCUGCAAGUGACUGAUAGCUCGGACUUGGAGAGCAAACCUCCGCCACUGCCGCCCAAGAGGCGCAAUAUCAUGGCGUACAUGGAAAUGGUGGACAGCUAUAACGGUCCCGAAAGCGCCGAGUUUUACCGGCACUCAAUGCAUACGUACGCCUCCAUCGAGAAUCAAUGGCAGGCAAUGGAGCGCUCCAUCCACUCGUCGUUCAUUCAGCAGCGAUCCAUUGCAACCAGUUUUGUGUCCGGAUCUUCAGACGACUCGGUCUUUUCCUUUGGAGAGGACUCUCGAUCGGAGAACUCGUCGACUCCGCCGCCGCUUUUGCCGCCAAAGCAGAGGAAGUCUGUGUUAACGGCGCUCUCGAAGCCGCCCAACGAGUCGCCCGAAAUGAUGCCGCGAACGAGUACUCCGGUCAGUCUUGUGCCCUCGUCUGACAGUGGAAUCAGUUCCCAACCAGAGCUGACUCGUGCCGAGACGGAGGAGCCCGAGGAGGUGUCAGCCCUCGACGAGACCGAUGUUUCCGUUUAUAUUGUGCUGAAGAACACUACAGAAGAAGGGCCUGAGAUUCGCGGCGGAAGUGUUGACGGAUUGAUCGUUAAAGCGACUGAAGUGUCCAAAAACGAUUUCAUGUUUCAGGAGGCGUUCUUAACCACAUACCGGACUCUACUCACGCCUAUGGAACUGAUUGACAAACUUCUUUACCGAUACAACAAGUUUAUACUCCUGUCUGAUAUGAGACAACGAGCGGCCAGAAACGCAUUCGCACUACUGGUCCGAGUGGUCGACGAUAUCAUCGGCGACUACAGUGACAAAGUGUUGGAAAUACUAAUGGAUUUCAUCUAUCAACUGGUCAAUCGCGGUGAUCUCGCCUUGGCUAAAGUACUUCGCGCUAAAUGCAUCGAGAAGAUGGAUCAGCGCCAGCACGCACUCAACGCAUCCAAAGUACUCUUGCCCUCAAUUAACAUCACUUCCAGACAGUACUCCUUAUGUGACUUCAAGUCUGAACAUUUGGCCGAACAGAUGACACUUCUAGACUCGGAUCUCUUUCUCAAGAUUGAGAUUCCCGAAGUGUUGGUUUGGGCCAAAGAACAAAAGGAAGAGUUGAUACCAAAUCUGAACACAUUUACCGAACACUUCAAUAACAUGUCUUAUUGGACGCGAUCUCGUAUUCUCGAUGAGAAGGACGCCCGAGAAAGGGAGCGAUUGGUCCUGAAGUUCAUCAAAAUCAUGAAACAUUUGCGCAAACUGUCCAAUUUUAACUCAUACUUAGCCAUCCUGUCGGCGCUCGACUCCGCACCCAUACGUCGACUCGAAUGGCAGAGGAAUAUCACCGAAAGCCUCAAAGAGUACAGCGCUCUCAUCGACUCCUCGUCCUCUUUCAGGGCCUACCGGCAAGCCUUAGCCUAUACAGAGCCGCCCUGUAUUCCAUACAUGUAUGUCCCCUCACAUCCCAUAUAA